GUUGCAACGUUGCUGCCACAGGCUGAUGCAUGGCGUGCUUCAGAUGAAGAAGGCAGCACAGAGCUUUCAUCUGGGACUUACCCGGAGCUAGAUCCUGAAUCCUGGCUGGAUGCGCUUCCUGUCAUAGGCAGUUUGCCUGAGAGUUCAAUAGACAGCCAUGAAUCUUCCUCUCAAGGGCAGCCUCCAGAAUUCUCACGACCUGCAUGCCAAGUUUACUCUGGAACAACGGAAACAUGGCUUUCAGGACAGGGUUUUCCAACAGCAUCAUCGAGCGUUCCAGACGAGGCCGCUGCUCCAGCAGCAGCGGGUGCUGCAUCUGACGAGGUUGUUGCAACAGCAGCACCACCAUCAACGACUGCUGCUGUCCCGCGGGCCGGUUUGAUCUGCAUGCACCCGUAUGUCAGGUUGCCUAUUUUGCAGGAAGGGGUGGUGCCGCCGCCCAUUGUAUUGUCAGCUUCGAAUUUCGAGGCGGGCAACGGCUCGUCAGUGCAUGAACUCUUGCUUGCUUUUCGCUAUCUGUUCGCGAAGCAGUCACUGAAUCAGUCGGAAGUUACGGUUCUUGUGGAAAACGUCCAAGAGCUUGCAGUUGCGUCGGCCGCUCGGGCGCGGGCAGCCAAACGGCUGCGCCGACCUUUGCAAGGCGUGGCUAGCAUAGGCAGGCAGUUUCUGGUUUUAGAUGCAAUCGUGUCUGCAAUACACGUCCUGGGCGUUCCAGCGCUCUCUUUCAUGUGGUGGGAGGCCUUCGCUGAAUGCUUCGAUGCAGACUACCGGUACAACGAACCAGGAAUUCGCACCAAAUGCAGUGGCAGGAUCAACAUCAACCUCGCCAAUCGAAUGUUAGCAGCAAUCUCCAUCUACAAAACAGGAAAGCGCCCAGAUGAUGGGGAAAUUCUUUUUCUCAAGCAGCUCCUCUUCUUUUCUCCCUGCGGACCUCUAAGCUUCAGGAGUCUCAAGUGGGAACCGUGGAGAACUGAUCACUCAAGGUUUGAAGAGCAACACCCAGCGCCUUCUAGAUGCCUGCCGAGUGGAAGACUUGUUGCUUCGUAG
Eimeria maxima is the source of this 1047-nucleotide messenger RNA. RefSeq lists its product as hypothetical. The record is from RefSeq and is a predicted model, not a curated record. Lineage: Eukaryota; Apicomplexa; Conoidasida; Eucoccidiorida; Eimeriidae. The transcript has a single exon. The annotation marks the transcript as partial.